AUGGCUUCCACAUUGUUGCUAACAGACGACUGUUUACACAAAAUUGUUUCAUACAUAGAUGACCCAAAUUCUUUUUACAACAUCGCUCUAACCUGCCAGAGACUUCUACAAGUGACCAGAAACACGAGAAGCGUCCUGCAUACAAAUCUGCUACGAGUAAAAGCUGAAUACUACAUCAAGUGUUUCACUGUCGAAAAUGGCGAUGAUUAUGAGGCAUUUAGCAAGGUAGAAGCUUUCCUCCUCGAAGCCUCGCGACUUACAGAAGCAAAAGGAAUGCUUUCCUAUGACAAAGUGGUAGACAUAUGGCAAAGAAACGGACCGGUGGUCGCUAAACUCUUCACGUGGCUGAGAAGUAAAGAAUCUAGCGUGGAAGAAGGCGAACCAAGAGCGACUUGUUUUACCGAAUCUCGGAAAGUUACACUUCGUUUACCAAGCUCUGGAAAAACCAUGGUGAUCGAAACUUCGUAUUUCAGGGAUUAUAAUCAUGUUUAUGACCCAGAACUAAGCAUUCACCUUACUUGUGGAGACCUGGAUGUUACUUCCGAAGGUUUUACCCACUACUCUCCAGAAGAUUACAUGUAUUGGGAAGAAGAUGAAGUGAGCCGUGCAGUGCAGCCGAUGAAAGCGAUCAUUGAACUUCUUCAGAAGGAGCUCGGCGAAACUGUUCCGCAGAUAUCAAGUCGCUUCUUUAUUUGGCUGUGUUACUUCUUUCCAGACGAAUCUAACCUGAAUGAAGCACAUCGUGUCAGGUUCAAAGAUGAUGGCAGAAACAUGAAACCUACUUAUGCAUCAGUACAAACUACAAUAGACCAGCUCCGAAAGGAUCAGCAAAUUGACGGCAAGCUGCAAAGGCUAAUGUCAGGUUGGAAGAGUGAUGAAGACCAAAAGUCCAAGUAUUCCAGAAUGGCUGCAGAAACAGUAAUUAUAUUAGCUCAGAAGUCAAAAACAAAUGUUCUCAAACGUCUAAAAGAAGAUGCAAGUCGGUUUCAUUUAAUUGCCACUGACUACGACAUGAAGAAAUUACCAAAACAACUUCUGCUUGACCUGAUACUUCGCCUGUCGUUAAAGGAAAGCGGCUAUGGUGCUGCCUCGAUUGCUGACAAGUGCGUUGAAUCCACAGUAUUUUUCAGAUGCCAUGGGAAUAAACCCAUGAAAGUGUGUGGCUCCAUGCGUGGGGAUGGGGCAGGACUCCCAUCUUGGGACGAAAUAGAGCUUGAGUUUACCCUACCUGAUGGCAAAGUUUUAAUGCUAGGGGGAGAAAAUGAGCCAUUACAAAUUGAAAAGCUCAGCCCAGUUACAGAGCUUCUGCGGCAAGGUUUCAGUCAGCAAAGGCAAGGAGAAGAGCUUAUCUCUAAGAUCGGGAACUUGUUCACGGCUGCUUUCUUUUUGACCGCUUUGGAGUUCAAUGUGGAUUCAGACACUUUCUUAGGAGGAUACAACAAGCUGAUUCCAUCAGAUUCAGAGGAAGAAUCAUCAGCUGCAGAAUCGUCUGAGGAAAGUGAGCCAUGACAUUGAAAACAGUCCAACCACCAGAUAGUUGAUAUUUAACUCUAAAGCUUUUCAGUAGAUGUUGAUAGUACUGACCAUAGGGCUCUGUGGAGCAUUGAAAAUGUAACUCCAGUGUGCCCCAAAAAAGUUUCGGACAGCCUGGGACUAGGGAGUGACCCAUUGGGCUUGCGUGUUUUAGUAUGAGUUGUUUGCCAGAAGUAAAUGUUAGUGAAAAGGAAGGUUGUUAGGCCUGCAUGACUGCCUGGGCUAGUGAAGGUCAGCAAUGGCUUGCCCAUAGAGCUAGUGAGUUUUUGUUUUUAUGUUCAUCUCACCCGGACUUCUGUGGCCUAAUCUCAUAACCUGCUUUCACUUUUGCUUAAUUUCUAUUCUCUUGAUUAUAAAUUAUUGGAUUCACCUAAACCUGUAGACUGUCUAGAAAUGUGUUUCAUAGACUGCAGGACCACCAGUUAGUACUCUGUAAAUUGAUAAUCUGAAUCUUCAAGUACAUAUCAUGGCUCUUUUCUUGUUUUCUUGACUGCAACAAAACCUGUAUGACUGAGAAAAAUCAAUUUUCAUGUUAAUCAUGAUCUUUAUUGUAGAGGUGAUGGUUACAGACUGACGUGUCACAACUUGUUAUGUUGCUGCUAUAUUAAUUAUAACAUAAUUAUUAUGUUGCAAAGAAUACAGGUGAAUAUCAAGCCCAUUGUUUUAACAUUGUAAUUACUGUUUUUUGUGCAGGCAAGAGUAAUGACGGAGAAAUAAAUCACUGCAGUACUAGUUCCUGAAAUUGACAAUUUGUCACUGCAUAUUUUGUAGCAGUUAAAAUACAACCAUAAAUUCUGAAUAAAGACCGAAGCUCUUUAUAGAGGAACAAAGUUAUUUUACUUUCUCAUGCAAACUAAUGACAAAAAUACUGUUUACACAUUAUUACUGAUCACAACGGACUUUCACUUCCAAUGCAUUAAAGUAUAUACGUACCACUCAAGUUACCAUGACCAAGACAGAGAGUCUCUAUGACUCAUGCAAAACAGGACUUCAGUCUGGUUCUUCCCCUUUCUUUGUGACCCGCACUGCAUUCAAACCAUGUGAACUCAGCUGAUAAAACUAAUUUUUUGUGUGUCUAUAUUUUCAGCUUUAGUUAUCACUGAGUUGCCUUUGAUUCCCAAUUACUGUAACAUUUUUUUCCCUUCGUUUUACUGUUCUUUACCCGCUUGUAUUUAGAUAUUUCUUCUCUGUUUCGAUUACACUUUUUUAUUGUUUUCAUUUCAUUUUUCCAUCCUUUUUUUUCCCUUUUUUUCUCCUCCACACCCCCUCAAUUCUUUUCUUUAACCAUCCGCAUUUUUCAUCCGUCAUCCGUCAUCCGUAGAUAUCCGGUUCCCGAUUUACUGACACCCCUGUAGUUUACGGUUGUCAUGGUUGUCUGAACAUGCAAAUUUCUAAAUCACUUGUUCAUGAUAUGUUUGCGUGACCCGACAAUCUAAUAUGGCUCCCAUAUCAGUUGUGGCUAACAGACGAUUGUCUGCUCAGAAUUGUUUCAUGUAUUGAUGACCCAACUUCUUUUUACAACAUCGCAUUAACCAACAGAAGACUUCUGCAAGUGACCAAGAGUGCGAAAAGCGCCCAUCAUAAGAACCUUUUACUGUUGAAUUCCGAGUACUUUAUUAAAUGUUUGGUGGUCGAGAGCGGCAAUGAUUCCAAGUUAUGGUGGCUUACUACAGUUUUCUUUGUUUUGUUUUGUUUUGUUUUUUUUUUUUCAAUUCAAAGUAGACAGACUGCAAAUUAUAGUAGUUGCUAAAAAAUAUAUCUACAUGUCCCAACUGUUCAUCAGUAGGAUGCCUAAAAUGCGUGCUAUUCCACAAAAUUAUUGGUUUCGGCUCCAUUCAAUAACAGCGUUAGCGACGCGCGCUCAGCAAGCCACGCAAGAUCUCUCACGCAUACAAAACUCCCGCUAGCUAGACAAAGAAAACCCCGAGAUCAAACGAUAUGAAAACCUUCCAGAUAAAAUUCCCUAUUAUCUUAGGGUUUCUCAAGACGUAUUUUUGUAGCAAACUUAGAUAUUUAGGUUCAGAAAGUGUGAGUAAAACUUAUUUUUAUUACUGCUAGGUUUUAGCAGGUUUUCGGCUCAAGAAUAUGACAAAGAGAUAAAUUUUCGCACUAGCGUGUCACCUAUGUUAUAUUCGACAACUGAAAAACGCCUUUUGAACAAGUGGAUUGUAAUCCGUUUUUUACCUGCAGUGUCUGUUCUAGUUUAUGACUGAUUUGUAAAAGACAACAGUCGCUUUUGCAAUGAAAGUACUAACUUUAAAUAUGCGCUUGAAACAGACAAGAAAAAAAUGUGAGCUUACAUAAAAUAUGAUUCGGCUUCGAGCCGAAGAAGCAAAGGAACACAACCAGAUUAGAUUGGGUUCGGUUUUUCAAUCCGUUUUGCAAGUUAUCAUCAAUAAAUCCUAAAUGUGUGAAGUCUAAAAAUUAUAUGAAUGUGAAAAUAAAGGUUUCUUUAAUGCCGUGGUUCUAAGAAUAAAGCUAAGUCAUAUUACUUUGGUCAACACUACCACUUAAAGAGUACGAGAUGCCGGAUGCUCGCGACUUACAGAAGCCAAUGAAAUGCUUACUUAUGAGAAGGUGAUAGAUGUAUGGCCAAAGAACGGAGCUGUGGUCGCUAAACUCUUCUCGUGGCUGAGAAAUAAAGAGUCCAGCCUGCAAGAGGGUGAUCCGAGAGCGACUUGUUUGACAGGAUAUCGAAAAGUAACUUUUUGUUUACCUAGCUGUGGAGAAACAGGAGAAAGCCUGACGAUACAGACCUCCUACUUCAGGGAUUAUGGUCAUCAUUAGGAUCCAGAACUAAGCAUCCACGUCACCAGUGGAGACAUCGAUGAAGGUUUUACCCGCUGCUCUCCAAAAGAUUACUUGGAUUGGGAAGAAGAUGAAAAAAAAAAAAGAAGAAAAUGAAGUGAGCCGUGCAGCAGUGCAGCCGAUGAAAGCAAUCAUUGAACUUCUUCAGAAAGUGCUCGGCGAAACUGUUCCACCGGUAACGAGUCAUUUCUUUAUAUGGCUGUGCUACUUCUUCCCAAAUGAGUCAAACUUGAAUGAAGCACACAGGCUAAAUUUCAAAGAUGCCAUCAAGAACAUGCAACCCUCUUUGACCUCCGCACAGGCUGCCAUAAGUGAGUUCCACAAUUAUUUGCAAACUGCAACCAAAGUUCAAAAGCUAAUGUCCAAGUGGGGGGUGAUAAGCACCUUCAGUCCGAGUAUUCCAGAGUUAUAAUGGAAAUUCUCAGGAUAUUGACUCAGAAAUCAGAAACAAGAAUUCUAAAAUGUCUGAAAGGAGAUGCAGAGAGGUUUCAAGGAAUUGCUUCCUAUUAUGAGUUGAAGAAAGUGCCAAAACAACUUGUCCUUGAGUUGAUUCUUCGAACGUCUGUAAAGGAAAGUGACCAUGGGCCUGGAUCAAUUGCUGACAAGUGUGUUAAAGGCCAAGUAAUUUUUAGGUGUCAUGGAUGCGAAAUCAUUACAGUGCGUGGUGUAAUACAUGGUGAUGGCGCAGGGUACCCAUCUUGGCACAUAUUAGUACUUGACUUCACCCUACCAGAUGGAAAACCUCUAAGGUUAUAUGCACGGCACACGCCAUUGCAAUCUGAAAGUCUUCACCCUGUUACAGAGCUUCUACAACAAGGUAUUAGUCAGCGAAUGAGAAAAGCGCAUCCCUAA
This is a messenger RNA of Porites lobata, 5193 nucleotides long. Lineage: Eukaryota; Metazoa; Cnidaria; Anthozoa; Scleractinia; Poritidae. The record is from the annotation of a GenBank genome assembly.